GGCCGUAGUGGGAUGAUAGAAAGUGCAAUCACAGAAGUCAUCACAACAAACUCUUCAAGAAAAUCAAUUAGUUAAAGUAAGAGAAAUGGCAAGCAUGGCUCUAACCACCUCUCUUUCUAAGCUCCAAUCAACCAGAGCAGUCAUCAAACGCAGCCCAUGGAGCUCUAGGGUUUUUGCCGGUGCAUCACCAAGACCUUUCCCGGCAAGUAGACGUUUUGGGGCCAUGGCUACCUCUGAGGCUACCGAUGCAGCAAAACAAGGCCGCAAUGCCCUUAAUAAGGGUAUUGAUGCAGCAAAGACGGGAAGCCAGGAAGCCAAAUCCGAGGCUGCUAAUGUCGCUGAGAAUGCGGCUCAAAAGACAAAGGACUUGGCAGGGAAGGUGUCAGACACUGCACAAGAUGCUGCCGGGAAAGUGAAGCAAACUGCGGAAGAUGCAUGGAGUUCGGUUAAGGACACCACCCAGAAAAUCAAAGACACCGUGGUGGGCAAGGCGGAGGAGUCCACAGAAAGCAUGAAGGAGCCUAUGAGGGAAGGAGCAGCAAAACUCAAGGACAACAUGAAGAAUUAAGCACUUUUCCACUCUUUUUUUGCAUACCAGUCUUCAUUUGAAUUUAGGAAUAAUUUUCCACUUGAUUCUUUGGUGAGAGAAUACACAAGAAUCAAGUUAAUAGAUUGUUUCGCCCAUUUUUAUGUGUUAUUGAGCGAUCCAUCUUGUACUGCUCAUAUACUUUCGUUUAUUAAUUUUUUUGGUGUGUAUGAAAGAUAUUUUGUAGCAUUAGUUACUAAAAAAUGAAGAAUUAAGAACUUUUUACU
Olea europaea var. sylvestris is the source of this 813-nucleotide messenger RNA. Its product is annotated as late embryogenesis abundant protein 76-like. The transcript has 3 exons. Bases 86 to 568 code for a protein of 160 amino acids. The record is from RefSeq and is a predicted model, not a curated record. Lineage: Eukaryota; Viridiplantae; Streptophyta; Magnoliopsida; Lamiales; Oleaceae.